Pseudomassariella vexata is the source of this 1806-nucleotide messenger RNA. RefSeq names its product obg family GTPase CgtA. Gene Ontology annotation, cellular component: mitochondrion. Bases 1 to 1806 code for a protein of 601 amino acids. Lineage: Eukaryota; Fungi; Ascomycota; Sordariomycetes; Amphisphaeriales; Pseudomassariaceae. Gene Ontology annotation, molecular function: GTP binding; GTPase activity. The record is from RefSeq and is a predicted model, not a curated record. The transcript has a single exon.
AUGUCUCCCCGAUGCCAUCCAUCCUCGGGCCUGCUCCUCCCCUUCCUCUACCCCUCCCUUCUCCGCCAUACGACGCGGCUCGCCCGAGCAGGCAUCACGACCCUCCAUUCCAGCUCCGACACCAAGACAGCGGCGAGUAUUGAAGGUAGCACCAGCACGGAAACCUCGGCCUCGAGCGAGUCCCUUCCCCAUUCUCGCCUCAACCCUCCACCUGAUGACUACUCCGUGUCGACCUUCGCGGAUAAAGCCCGCAUCUGGGCGCACGCCGGUUCAGGCGGCGCUGGCUGCAUCGCCUUCCUCCGCGAGAUCUUCAUCGACAACGGGCCGGCCAAUGGCGGUGAUGGCGGCCACGGUGGGAACGUAUACAUCCAGGCGGUGCACUCAGAGACGUCGCUGCAUAAGCUGUCGCGCCGGCGCAUCAUCCGUGCCGGCCGCGGCAAGACGGGCCAGGGCAGCAGUCGAGCCGGCCAGCGGGGAGACGAUGUCGUUAUUCAGGUACCUGUCGGGACUGUGGUCAGGGAGAUACAGCGGACGGAUCCCAUGGCUGAGGAACACAUGCGCUGGAAGCAGGCACGGGAGAAGGACAGGGAGUUUCAGAGGCUGUUCAGGGAGGCGGAGUUGAAGGCGGAGCAGUCGGGCGAGGACGUGGAGGCGGCGACGGCAGGCAUGGAGGCGCCUGAUCAUCCGAAUUUGGACAAGUUCAUUCUAUACCCGGGCAUCUCCAACUCGGAGCGUAGGUCCCUCACCCUCCCACCGUUACCGAGGAGGGAGAGGCUAUACCACCAGCCUGCUGGGCCAAUACAUCUCGACCUUUCGAUGCCCACCCCUCGACCGAUCCUUUUAGCAGCCGGCGGCGUGGGCGGGCUUGGUAACCCGCAUUUCGUGUCCAAGGAACGCCCACGGCCACUCUUCGCCACCAAAGGCGAACGUGCGGUUAGCAUGCAGCUCGAACUUGAGCUCAAGCUCCUUGCAGACGUGGGACUAGUUGGUCUUCCAAAUGCCGGCAAAUCCACGCUCCUUCGAGCUUUGACACGGAGUCGAGCGCGCGUGGGCAAUUGGGCUUUCACUACUUUGCAACCCAACAUUGGAACCGUCGUCCUCGACAACCACAAGGGCCGGCGACUAUACACGCCUCCCAAGACGGCUAGACCCCAGCCUCACGCUAUCAUCAACGACGCCAAGUACGGAAACGUAGUCAUCGCCCAACCAGAGCAAAUCGGAGCUGGGCCGGAACCGAGGACGCGGUUCACCGUAGCCGAUAUCCCUGGUUUGAUCGAAGGCGCGCAUCUGGAUCGGGGUUUAGGCAUGGAGUUUCUGCGUCAUGUAGAGCGCGCCGGUGUGUUGGCGUUUGUGGUCGAUCUAGCUAAGGGAGACUCUGUAGAGGCCUUGAAAAGCCUCUGGACCGAAGUCGGCAUGUAUGCCCUCAUGCGCGAAGAGGAAAACAAGGAGAGGGAGGUUGGUGGCCGGAUUGAUUGGCAGGGUGACGGCGGCAUGGACUUUGGCAACGCGGCUACUGGUCACAUGAUGAUUGCCGAGUUCUCUGAGGCGCCUGACGACGAGAGCGGGUUGCAUAUCGCGGCCAAGCCGUGGUAUGUCGUCGCCACCAAGGGCGAUCUGCCAGACACGCAAGACAAUUUCGCCAAGCUGAAGGGGUACCUCGAGAGAGUAACAAAUGGUGAGGAGCCGCACCCGAGUGGUGUCGAGGGCGCGUGGACCGAGGACUGCGCUGCUAUACCGGUGAGUGCUAUCAAUGGGCACGGUGUUGACAGGAUUGUACAUUGGACUGUAGGAUUAUUAGAUGAAUGA